Linum trigynum is the source of this 7061-nucleotide messenger RNA. Lineage: Eukaryota; Viridiplantae; Streptophyta; Magnoliopsida; Malpighiales; Linaceae. The record is from the annotation of a GenBank genome assembly.
CCUAUUUCGGUGUCCUCUACGGAUCUCUUUCAAAAUAGAAAAAUAAAAAAAAAAAGAAAGAGCUACUCCUUACUCAAGUUUCCAAUCUUGCCCAAGCAAGAUUUCAUUGAUUCAUUCUUCUUUUCCUUUCCGUUUUUUAGAAUUCCUGAAGUCUUUAUUCAAUUAUCAAAACUUUUCCACUCCAGCACCUCCAUUAGAGAGUUCCAUUUCAUUUGGGAUGGACGGUAAUUCAACUAUUAAUGUAAGCCACUGCUGAAGGCGAGCAUAAGAGACUGCAUGAAGGAGCAUUCGUCACUCGCCCCGCCAAACACUUUGAGUUAGCUCCUCCCUACUUUCGAGCCAUCGCCAAUUCAAGCACUAAGCCACUCACCUCCCACACUAUCAAGUGGAUGGGAUACAUCAUCACUCACGUGAAUGUGGAUGACAAGGAGGAAGGAGACAAUCUACAGCAUCCCCCGCUACCUCCACCACACGAUGGGACAAGCCCCUCCCGUCCACCUUUUGAGGCUAAGAUGGAGACCAACGAGGCUAGGUUGGCCAGCCUAGCGAGACAAAAUGACCUUAUCUGGGCCAACCAGACCUGUAAGAUGUUGGGUCAAUGGAGGAUCAUGUGACACCUCAACAUCCCAUAUCCCUACAUCUCUCUGCAAGCCGACUCCUCCUCUGAUGACAACAAUGGAGAGUGAUAUCUUCUCAUGGUUUGAUGGCACCGAUGACCAAUUUCUCUACCCCUAUAUAUAUAUAUAUAUAUAUAUAUAUAUACUCACACAUUGCAUUUGAAUAAUGAAUUGUGUAGCAUGUUAAGUAUUAUUGUGUGUUUUUAUUCAAGUAUUCUAAGUAGGGUGUUAUUAUUUGAACAAUUCAUACUUAUAUUUUUAAGUUUUUAUUGUUGGUUGUUGGCUCCAAGAUUUUUUUUUUUGUGUUAUUUCUUGGAUGUGACAUUUUUUUUAGUUCUUUAUUAUGAAUGUUUCUCUCAAUCAAACCCACCCACCCAACCCAGAUCUACCACAAUCAACUCGAUCACAUUUAUAUCGGUAAUCGAAUAUCCUUCACCCCAUGUUCACAUUGUGGACAAUGUGGUCCUUAAGUUUGGUUGGGUUGUGCAUGAAUGUUUGUAUGAAAUGGUUGUGAUUGAUUAUGCUCUCUGGUGUUAUGUAUGUUUUGAAUGAUUGAGCGAGAGAAAAUGACCUUAUCCUUGCCAACAAGACCUGUAAGAUGUUGGGUUAAUGGAGAAUCAUGUGACACCUCAACAUCCCAUAUCCCUACAUCUCUCUGCAAGCCGACUCCUCCUCCGAUGACAACAAUGGAGAGUGAUAUCUUCUCAUGGCUUGAUGGCACCGAUGACCAAUUUCUCUACCCUCUCUCUCUAUAUAUAUAUAUAUGGUGGCUUCUAUGGUACCCCGGGUAAAAUCCGAGGUACCGCAUACCUCGAGUAUGGAAACUCUAUCUAGACCUCGAAUUACCAGGAUUUUUGUGUCUGAUAUUAUACCCUAACCCUUAAUGAGUGAACCCUAGGUCAUAAUUAUCUAAAUCAUAAUCUAUAAACCCUAAGAUGGCGCAUUCCUUUUUGUGCCUAUAUUUGGAUGAAUCAUAACCAUCGAUUAUUAUUUCUAAUUAAAUUGAUCUUGGAGUAUAAGAUUGGGAGAGUUAACACCUAGAUUUUGAUCUUUAAGUGUUAGAGUAUAGUAUCAUGUCCGAAAGAUCGGUCAAUUCAAGGUCUAGAUAGUGUUUUCAUACUCAAGGUAUGCGGUACCCCGGAUUUCACUCAGGGUACCAUAGAACUCACCAUAUAUAUAUAUAUAUACACACACACAUUGCAUUUGAAUAAUGAAUUGUGUCGCAUGUUAAGUAGUAUUGUGUGUUUUUAUUCAAGUAUUCUAAGUAGGGUGUUAUUAUUUGAACAAUUCAUACUUAUAUUUUUAAGUUUUUAUUGUUGGUUGUUGGCUCCAAGAUUUUUUUUGUUUUAUUUCGUGGAUGUGACAUUUUUUUUAGUUCUUUGUUAUGAAUGUUUCUCUCAAUCAAACCCACCCACCCAACCCAAAUCUACCACAAUCAACUCGAUCGCAUUUAUAUCGGUUUUCGAAUAUCCUUCACCCCAUGUUCACAUUGUGGACAAUGUGGUCCUUAAGUUUGGUUGGGUUGUGCAUGAAUGUUUGUAUGAAAUGGUUGUGAUUGAUUAUGCUCUCUGGUGUUAUGUAUGUUUUGAAUGAUUGAGCGAGAGAGUAUGUUUUUGAGUGAUUGUGGAUGAUAUUUUAGCAUACUUCUACCACUUGAAGCCCUGUAAGCAGGAAUGAGUUAGUGUGAUUACUCAAUUUUGAGGAAUCAUGGUGGCUACAUACAUCUACACCCUUAAUUUCUUCUAUUUCACCCUAUUUUUAAGUUGACGAUUGAGAUUAGAUUAAUGGUAAUUUUGGAAAUAAAAGAAUACCACACCUAGUUAUUAUCUUUUAAUAUAUAUAUAUAUGGCGAGUUCUACGGUACCCCGGGUGAAAUCCGGUGUACCGCAUACCUUGAGUAUGAAAACGCUAUCCAGACCUUGAAUUGAUUGAUCUUUUGGACAUGAUAUUAUACUCUAACCCUUAAAGAUCAAAAUCUAGGUCUUAGCUCCCUAAAUCUUAUACUCCAAUAUCAAUUUAAUUAGAAACAAUAAUCGACGGCUAUGAUUCGUCCAAAUAUAGGCAAAAAAAUGAAUGCUCCGUCUUAGGGUUUAUAGUUUAUGAUUUAGAUAAUUAGGACCUAGGGUUCACUCAAUAAGGAUUAGGGUAUAGUACCAAGCCCAAAACUUUUUCUAUUUCGAGGUCUAGAUAGUGUUUUCAUACUCAAGGUAUACGGUACCCUGAAUUUCACCCGAAGUACCGUAGAAGCCACCAUAUAUAUAUAUAUAUUAAACCCUAAUUAUAUUGCAUAAUCUCUCACCCCACCUCCCUCCCGCCGCAGGCGCUCCCUUCCCACCGCCCAUCGCCAUCUCCCAUCCUCUCUCUCUUUCACCCCACCUCUCACCGUUGGCGCUCCCCUCCUAGUUUCCCCUCACCCCACUUCCCUCCCCGCCACAUAUCUCUCUCUCUCUCUCUCUCUCUCUCUCUGAGAUCGACUAAUAACAUCUCGGUUGGAUUUCAUAUCUAAAUUUUUCAUAUUGGUAUGUAUUUUAUAUUGGUAUUAUCUUUUUUCAUAUUGGUAAUAUUUUUUCGCAUUGGUAAUGAUUAUGCAAUGAUAUUGGUUAUUUUUGCAUUGAUGUUAUUGUAUUGGUAGUGAUCAUCAUGUAUUGGUAUUAGUUAAAUUUUCAACGGUACUAUUUUUUAGUGUAAUGGUAUUGAUUUAUUUCUGCAAUGGUAUUGGUGCUUUUCGAAAUGGUAGUGGUUGUGUUACAGAUUGGUAUUGAUUUAUCUCUACAAUAAUAUUGGUGUUUUCGAAAUGGUAGUGGUUGUUUAACGGAUUGGUAUUGAUUUGUUUAUAUUGAUUUUUUCGAAAUGGGUGUGGUUGUCUAACAAAUUGAUAUUGAUUCUUGUUUUUUUCUUUGCAGUGUUAUUAUUUUCGAUUGAACGGAGAAGGAAAAGAUUGAGUAAAAAAGAGAGAUCUGGCUGGAGAUUGUGAAAGUGAGAGAAAGAGAGAUAAAAUUGUAAAUAUAUUUUGUAACUUUCUAAAAUAUAAUUUAUUAAAAAAUAUAAUUAAUUUUUUUUAUCAUACCCAAUUUGCACUUAGUAACCAUGGUGAUUACUAUUUUACAGUAAUCACCGUAACCUAUCCACUGUAAGUAUACCCUUUUUUUUUAAUUUGAGGACUCCAAGUUUGCUCCCUUGCAAUGCAAUUACUUGCAUUGAAUCGAUGAAUCUUGCUUCCCAUUGUCUUGACCAAUGUUGAGGAUCAUAGUGUAUGAGAUGUUUUGAAUUGAAGUGACCUUGCUUGAUUUCUCAACGUAUCUCGAUUCAAAUGUUUGAAAAAUGACUAAAGCGGUAAGUUUGAUUACGUGCAAAACCUUAAUUCUUAGGUAAAGGUUUAGGUAUGUCGAAAGAUGCUCGGUUUUCUACUUUCUCACAACCAAGUUUUACAAUCGAAUAAAGUGGGUAUCAAUAAGAUGUCUUCAAAAAGAAAUAUCAUAAGCAAUCGAACGCAAAAAACUACUCCCGACCAAAUGCCAAUUAGAGGGUGAUUCACAUGAGACGUGAUACAAUCCUGGAAUCGAUCGUUUUCCCUUCAGGAUUGAUCGACAAAGAUGUCAAAUUGAAUUACAAGAAAGAGCCUAAAAAUUGUUCAAGUGUUUUUCACGUUUCAGGUAGCCGACUUUGCGAGCUUAGUGCUUUCAAUUGACUCGAUGGAAAUGGGAGCUUAAGAGCUUGUUUUGAAGACAAAUGGGUUUUCUAUCCAUUGGAGAGCUUGGAAGCUCGAGGGGAAGUCUAGAAGGUCAUUUUUCAAGCUGUUCAAAAACCUCACUCGACACGUGAAAAAGCCUGAAAUUGCCUAAGUAUUGAAACGAGAUAGGGAGGGCUUCUUUGGGCUUCCAUUCAAAGAGUUUGAGCGAGAGUCGAUCAUUACUGUUCUUAGGACACCACCCAGUUUCGGCUCACUACUGUUCGUAGGUCGAUCAUUUUCAUGUUGUGCCCCUCCAGAGGGACUAAGGUAUAGAUAGGAGAAAAGAGCGGACAUGAGACUACUCAUACUGGUUUCAUUUUGUGCAUUGUCCAGAAAAAUUUUGCUGAGCGAGCGACUGGCAGUAAUGUCCAAAUUCAAUUAAGAUAUGCUUGCCCCAUUGCAGGAAAGAAAAGUAUGCCCUCGUACCACCCAAACGAAAGCCCAGUAACUGGCAACUCUUUUUGUAUCCCCUGUCUCCCUUAGCUAUUUGGGUUCGUGAAUUCAGACUCAACUGCUUCACAUCACCCUUCACGUUACAAGAAUAUAAGACAUGCAUUGUUGUUGCCCCAGAGUUUCCUAGACACAGAUUCCUCAAGAUGCAUAGCAAAUGAAGAUUAAUUAAGAAAGCUUUUUUCAAGGAAACUUUCACAGCUGCCAACACAGCACUCUCCGUCGAACCCAAAACCAAACGCUGCCAAAAUUAAAACACAGCACACUCCGCCAAAACAUUCUCUCUCGUCACCGUAUAAAAAACAGAGUCCUCUGUUUCUCCCCUGCCAUCCCUCCUCGAUUCUCUCAUUCUUUCCACCCAACAAACAGAUUCUGAAAAAAACCCAACAAACAUGGCGCUCCCAUUGAACCUUGCGACUGACGAGGGAAGCCCCGACUGGCUGAACAAAGGAGACAACGCAUGGCAGCUCACCGCCGCAACCCUGGUCGGGAUGCAGAGCGUCCCCGGCCUCGUCAUCCUCUACGGCAGCAUAGUGAAGAAGAAGUGGGCCGUCAAUUCGGCAUUCAUGGCCCUCUACGCCUUCGCCGCCGUCCUCAUCUGCUGGGUCGGGUGGGGCUACCAGAUGGCCUUCGGCGACAAAUUCAUCCCUUUCCUCGGCCAGCCGGACGUCGCCCUCGACGAGAAGUUCCUCCUGAGCAGGACCUUCGUCGGAUACCUUCCCAACGCUACCAUGGUUUACUUCCAGUUCGUGUUCGCCGCCAUUACCCUCAUCCUCAUCGCCGGAGCUCUACUCGGGAGGAUGAAUUUCCACGCCUGGAUGAUCUUCGUCCCUCUCUGGCUCACUUUCUCAUACACCAUCACCGCUUACAGCAUCUGGUGCCCCACCGGCUGGCUCGCCAAGAAGGGCAUCAUCGAUUACUCCGGCGGUUACGUCAUUCACCUCUCCUCCGGCGUUGCUGGUUUCACCGCCGCUUUCUGGGUGGGUCCCAGGGCGAACAAGGACAGAGAGAGGUUCCCGCCCAACAACAUACUCCUGAUGUUGGCCGGAGCUGGGCUCCUGUGGAUGGGAUGGACGGGGUUCAACGGUGGAGAUCCCUACACCGUUAGCGUCGAUGCUUCUCUUGCUGUACUCAACACCCACGUGUGCACGGCGACUAGCUUGCUGGUGUGGCUACUCCUCGACAUUAUGUUCUUCGGCAAGCCCUCCGUCAUCGGAGCCAUUCAGGGCAUGAUCACCGGUCUCGUCUGCAUCACUCCUGCAGCUGGAGUAGUGCAAGGAUGGGCAGCAAUAAUAAUGGGGAUCUUGUCAGGAAGCAUUCCAUGGUACACAAUGAUGGUCCUCCACAAGAAGAUCUCAUUCCUCAAGCACGUCGACGACACCAUGGCCAUCUUUCACACCCACGCCAUCGCAGGAAGUCUCGGAGGUAUCCUCACCGGAAUCUUCGCCGAGCCUAAGUUGUGCAGGAUUUUCUACCUUGUCCCUGAGUGGGAGCACUACAUCGGCUUGCUCAACGGCUUCCACGACAACCGCGCUGGGGCAGGUUUCAAGCAACUCGGUGUCCAGCUCCUCGGAAUACUUUUCGUCGUCUUCGUCAACGUCAUCAUGACCAGUAUCAUAUGUGUGUUGAUUAAAUUGGUGGUUCCGUUGAGGUUGUCUGAGGAGGAGCUUAGCACCGGCGAUGACGCCAUCCAUGGGGAAGAGGCAUAUGCGUUGUGGGGAGAUGGGGAGAAGUAUGAGUCCAGGCACGACUCGUUUUACGGCGCCGAUCAGGAGAUUCCGCACUCGACCAAGUCGGCCGGAGCAGGUGGUCAAGUUGAGAUGGCUUGAGGAGGGAGAGAAUUAUUACUCAAGAGGGAGUUUGAAAGACGAGGUUUUGAAUUAACUUUGUGAGCCACGUACGACGUCGUUCUGCUUGGGGUUUCCUUAUUCUUGUGUAGGUUUGACUUUUCUUUUCUUUUAGUUUUUUUUUUUUUUUUUGUUGGAGGGAGAGAAGAAAGUGGUCAUUCGCAAGCUAUUGUUCUCAUCAUGAGUGUUGAUUAAGGUUUCAUUGAACAGGAUGAAAGACCUAAUGUUGUUUUCUACUGAUACUACUCAUGUAAUAAGAAAGUCGACCAUCCUUGGUCAGGGGUUUUCCCAGCGACUUGUAUGCUUUAUGGGUUGUAUGUAGAGCUGUCAAAAUGUAACCUGACCCGAGUAAUCCAGCCGAUUAACCCGAUCCGAAACCUGUCCGCAAUCCGAUUUGACUAAAAGUCAAUGACCCGU